GUCGCAACCAGCCAUCAGAGUGAAACUGACCAUGUGCCUGCUGCGCCAUGUAAUGCUGAAAAUGCUCAGGAGAGAAGAGCAUCUUUGAACCAGAUGUGAGGGUAACGAAACUAUCUGGAAGGCAGAUCAGAGGGAGCUUUAUGUCAUGGGUGUUUACUGCAAUGUGACCUCACUGGAGGCCCAGACACAGAUUAACACCACCAUCUACCAGCUGGUGAAGAUGGUCACCAUGUGUGUGAGCUGCACCUUGAACACCGUACUCAAUGUUCCUUUGCUCCUGGUCCUCAUGCGCUCCCCGUCCCUCCUCAGACACACUCGCUUCCUGCUCCUCACACACCUCCUCUUGUGUGACAACCUCCAGCAGCUCAUCUGGACAGCCAAAGCAGUUGUCCUAAAAUCCAGAGGGGGUAUACCUGUGACCCACUGUCUGAUCUUCAGUGCUGCUAACCAGGCCUGCUCAUUGGUGGACCUCUUCCUUAGCACCGCUCUGUCCGUGGACCGAUUUGUAGCUGUCAAGUGGCCCCUGCGCUAUGAAUUCUUGAUGUGUCCUCAAAGGAAGAGGGCAACUAUUGCAGCCAUAUGGACCUUAUCAGCUGUGCUCAGCAGUGUGGCUCUGGGUAUCAGCCUCAACACCAUCCAGGUCAAUUUUACUAUUCCCCGCUGUCGACCUCUUAUCAUUACACCCUGCCUGUCAGGGACAUCAGCUCUGGUUCUUUACUGCACUGUGGGAACUGCUGUUGUGGUGCUUCUCUGUGCUCUGACCAUCCUUGCGUGCUUCUGCCUGCUCUGCUGGGACAUGCGCAGGGGACUGCUCUGCACCAAGAGAGCUUGUGUGACCCUGACCCUCCAGGCGGCUCAGACCAUACUCUUCUCUGUUCCUUUGGUCAUGGACAGCUACCUGAUUCCUGGAUACCUGCACAGUGAUGCUCUUGAUAUAGCAGCCACCAUCAUCUUCAGUCUGGGGGUGUCACUCAUCCCUCUGGUUUAUGGCUAUCGCUCGCGGGAGCUGCAGCAAAGGAUACGACAGGCUGCGCACAGGAACAAAGUCCAGGACCAAAAUUAGGUUACAGUCUUGGAAAUAAGGGCUCCAAAUGGGUUCCUACUGAAAGGCUGAGGUUCUACCCAGAAACAUUUGC
Messenger RNA from Epinephelus moara (kelp grouper), 1136 nucleotides. RefSeq names its product olfactory receptor 10G4-like. Gene Ontology annotation, cellular component: membrane. Lineage: Eukaryota; Metazoa; Chordata; Actinopteri; Perciformes; Serranidae. Gene Ontology annotation, molecular function: G protein-coupled receptor activity. The transcript has 4 exons. Bases 146 to 1063 code for a protein of 305 amino acids. Gene Ontology annotation, biological process: G protein-coupled receptor signaling pathway. The record is from RefSeq and is a predicted model, not a curated record.